AUGGGCUGCUUUUCAUGUUGCAUUCCACUUGGAAGAGAAGCCAGAAAAUCAUUAAAAAGGAGCAGCAAGGACCACCGUGACCCCAAAAAUUUUGCGAGCUCAUUUGCUAAUAUCUCCUUUAAAACUGAUAGCAGCAGGCACAGAUACAUAAACGAAGAAAUAAGCAGAAUCGGUAAAGGGAAUAUUACUGCAAAGAUCUUUUCCUACAGAGAGCUAUGUGCCGCAACAACAAACUUCACCCCCGAAAAUCUGCUGGGCGAAGGAGGCUUUGGGAGGGUAUACAGAGGGAAGCUUGAAAAUCAACUUGUUGCUGUUAAGCAACUUGACAGGAAUGGAUUUCAAGGAAACAGAGAAUUUCUUGUAGAGGUUUUGAUGUUAAGCCUACUUAGUCAUCCGAACCUUGUGAAUUUGGUUGGAUACUGUGCUGAUGGUGACCAAAGAAUUUUAGUUUAUGAGUACAUGGCCGGUGGCUCCUUGGAGGACCACCUUCUCGAUUUAGCUCCAGGCAGAAAUCCUUUAGAUUGGACAACCAGGAUGAAAAUUGCCGAAGGUGCAGCAAGAGGGCUUGAAUAUUUGCACGAAACAGCCAAUCCCCCAGUGAUAUACCGCGAUUUUAAAGCAUCAAAUGUACUGUUAGAUAAGGACUUUAAUCCAAAACUCUCCGAUUUCGGCCUAGCAAAACUAGGUCCAACUGGGGAUAAAACUCAUGUCUCCACUAGAGUAAUGGGCACCUAUGGAUAUUGUGCACCUGAAUAUGCAUUAACAGGACAAUUGACGAGCAAAUCCGAUGUUUACAGCUUUGGAGUCGUAUUUUUAGAGUUAAUCACAGGGAGGAGAGUCAUUGACAAUUCAAGACCAACAGAAGAACAGAAUUUAGUUGCUUGGGCAACACCAUUAUUCAGAGACAGAAGGAAGUUCACAUUAAUGGCUGAUCCAUUGCUAGAAGGAAAUUACCCCUUAAAGGGUCUAUACCAAGCACUUGCAGUGGCAGCCAUGUGUCUUCAGGAAGAAGCCACAACACGACCAUUGAUGAGUGAUGUGGUGACAGCUCUGGAAUAUUUAGCUAACAAAAAAAAGGAGGAAGAAGACAGUAGUCAUUCUGGUUAUGGAUAUCCUGAAAGACAUAGUAUUGAAGACACAGAAAGCAGUAGGCAUAAUGGUGUUGAGGGGUAG
Messenger RNA from Pistacia vera, 1173 nucleotides. RefSeq names its product probable serine/threonine-protein kinase PBL23. Lineage: Eukaryota; Viridiplantae; Streptophyta; Magnoliopsida; Sapindales; Anacardiaceae. Gene Ontology annotation, biological process: protein phosphorylation. The coding region runs from base 1 to 1173 and encodes 390 amino acids. The transcript is spliced from 5 exons. Gene Ontology annotation, molecular function: protein kinase activity; ATP binding. The record is from RefSeq and is a predicted model, not a curated record.